GGAGGUCUGCAGUGACUCUUGAGGAACAGGGACUCCCAAGGAAGGGCUGGCAGAAAGGCUGCGGGACCUCCUCAAGAUAAAAUGGACAGGGCAAAGCCCACGAGGAAGGGAGAGGGGUUCGGUUACGGUCCCAGCUGUAAGGGAUCUCAAGAAGGCGCAAAGCAAACAAGGCGGUAACUUUUCCUAGCUCAGGACUGCUGUCCCCGCCAUCCCUGAGCAACACCCCCUUCCUCUCUUCAGCGCUGGCCGUUCCCCGGUCAUCUCCCAGCAUGGCCAGAGAAGCAGCGGGUUCUGCGUGCCGGAAGCAGAGGUGGGGAACCAGAGAGGACGUCGACUUGUGAGAUGUUGCCUCUCAGCUGCUCAGGCAGGACAGCUGAGUGGGGUCGUGCGUUGCUCCAGGGAAGAUGCGAAUAACGGCCGCAACCGCCGAGGGUGGCCCGGUCAGGUGCAACCCCUUCCUUCCCGCCUCGAGGACAUGGAUUCUUUCUGCUUUGCCUGCUUCCAAAAAGAGGAGCUUCAGCCUCUGCCACUGAACAGUGUCACCAUGAGUGCUGGUUCUAUUGAGCAAGAGCCUUUGCGCAAGCUGGCUUGCUGCGGAGUGCCCCUCAUCACGGAGGACAUGCAGUCGCUGGCCAUCCGCACCCUCUCGGGCACGGACAUCAACAAACAUUACGACCUCAUCCGGGAGCUGGGGAAGGGGACCUACGGCAAGGUGGACCUUGUCUCCCACAAGAGCACAGGUACCAAGAUGGCGCUGAAAUUUGUCAACAAGAACAAGACCAAGCUGAAGAACUUUCUGAGGGAGUUUAGCAUCACCAAUACACUGUCCUCCAGCCCGUUCAUCAUCAAGGUCUUCGACGUGGUCUUUGAGACCGAAGAUUGCUACGUCUUUGCCCAAGAAUAUGCCCCGGGAGGGGAUCUCUUUGACAUCAUCCCUGCACAGGUGGGGCUCCCCGAGGACAUGGUGAAGCGCUGUGUGCAGCAGUUAGGUCUCGCCUUGGAUUACAUGCACAGCAAAAACCUGGUGCAUCGAGACAUCAAGCCAGAAAAUGUCCUCCUUUUCGACCGUGACUGCCGGCGGGUCAAGCUGGCGGACUUCGGCAUGACACGGAAGGUGGGGUGCCGGGUGAAGCGCAUCAGCGGGACCAUCCCGUACACGGCGCCGGAGGUUUGCCAGGCUGGUCGGGCGGAAGGCUUUACCGUGGACACCAGUAUCGAUGUGUGGGCUUUCGGGGUGCUCAUCUUCUGCGUGCUGACGGGGAACUUCCCUUGGGAGGCCGCCUCAGCCUCAGACACCUUCUUUGAGGAGUUUGUGAGGUGGCAGAAGGGGCGCCUGGCGGGCUUGCCCUCCCAAUGGCGACGCUUCACAGACCAUGCGCUGCGCAUGUUCCAGCGCCUGCUGGCCCUCGACCCGGAGAAACGCUGCCCCGUGAAGGAGGUUUUCUUCUUCAUCAAGUACGACCUGAUGUCGGAAGUCCGUCGCCGCCCCUCUUACCGCUCCCGCAAGCACGCCGGGGACAAGCUCUCGGCUGGCCCUCACCGCCACGAGACGCCCAGCGCCUGUACCCCUACCCCGCUCAAAAGAACCAUUCUGACGGAAGGCAGUGUCUCCCGACUCUCUGGCACAGAGUCCGGCCUCCCUUCUCCAGCGGGAGGGAGCAGAACUGACGGGCGUCAGGACAAAGGAAAGGGGCAAAUGGUGUUGGCCACGGCCAUUGAGAUCUGCGUCUGAGGAGCGGGCACGCAGGGCGGGGGCCACCGUGCCUCCCCGCCUGCAGGGAACAUGCCGGCAUAGCAGUGUCCGCUCUGUACAGGGCUGUGUGUGGAAGGAAUCCAUUUUUUUUUUAUCUCCCAGAGGGACUCGGAUCCGUAUCAAAGCAAAAAAAAAAAAUUAAAAUAAAAAGAUAAAAAAGAAAAAAAUGGGGGGAAAAGAAAAAUAGUCAACAAAUAAGGAACAAAAAGCAGGAAAGGUGGCCCUCAUUUUGCUCAAGAGGACAAUGGACGUGAACAGUCCUCUGUUGACCUCGCAUGGCAGUAGAAGACCGCUUUCCUUACACGAAGACUGAGAAGCAAAAGCCAACCAUGGAGGGGGUAGCCAGUGGGCUAGUGGCUGGAGGGGAGAGUGCAAGUUGGCCUGGGGGGGUGGCUUAACGUUGAGGAACCAUUGGAUGCUUGGUGGGAGGGGGAAGGGGUUCCUUCAGCCAUCAACUCCUUUCUUGCCAGUCAGAAUUGGUUUUUAGAUGGCUUCUGUUUUGAAGGGGAGGGAAUGGGAACCCUUAAGGAUUGACAUGGUGGUAGCGGUGGGGUUGGGGAGAUGACAGGGCCCAUAUGGGGCACAGCAACAUCUUGGAUCUGGUUACAUUCUGUAACCAAGCUCUGGUUCCUUUGCGGGUUUGGUUGUGCCUGCUGGGAGAAACAGAAUUGGUGCUGAGCCACGAUGCUGGGGGCUUGUCCUACAGGUCAAAUGGAGACGCACCCACCCCAGGCAAUAAGCAUGUUCUUGUUAUUCAGCCUCAACUGGCUUUACUCUCUGCCCAUCUUGGGUGUACGUAUCAUGCGGUGCAGGCUAUCCACCGUGCCCUGCUGUUUUCAUGGAUGUAGCUGACACAAACUCCUGUGAGGUGAGGCUGAUAGCUUCAGUAUGUCGGGAAAGGCCUCAGCAAGGGUUAGGAGGAUUGUUUCUUGAGUUGACCUCCUUUUCCCGAUUUUGAGGUGGUCCCUCUUAGGGAGGGACUCCACUUGGCUAAACUAUUAGGGCAUUCAGCCUAAACUCACGCUGGCUAGAUCUUUUCCUAGGAAAGUACCAGAUGCCUCACCCCACAAACACAGAUUCUUACUGGCAUUCUCCUGCCCCCAACGGAAGUAAAAUGCAGACUUAGGGUGGUUUGGGGGAACCUGGAAAAAUUACAGGGCUGCCAAGGAAGCAAUCGGUGCCACCCAUGUAGCAAGUGUUACGUCUGUGUGCGUGUCUGUGUGUGUCUAAAUGGUCGUCAAGUUGAGUGCAACUCUUUGCUGUGUGGCCCUCAUCCCUCAGGAGACAGACCUGCUUCUGCUUUUAGAGCUGAACAAGAGGAGGGCCAGGCAUUGGGGCCUGAGGGCAUGGAGGGGAACAGGCAAGCCAUUUUGUGCGGGACUGCGCCGCCGCGAAAACUGGGCCCCUGUGUGGUGAGAGACUGUCUCUGGGGAGGCGGGUUCUAGGUGCGAGCACCAACUUACUCCCAUGAACCACUGGAAGGGCGAGAGACAGAGUCUCAUGGGACUGCAGGUGAGGGAACCUCAAGGCUCUGCAGGGCCGAAGAGAAUGAAGAGGCAGGGUCUGAGCAGAGAGUGUGGCCUUGUUACAACACUUUUAGUCUCCGACAGAACAAAGGCACUGCCCGAAUCCUUCCUGACUACUUAGCUAUGGAGAGUGGGAGAGAGAGCAACUAGGGAAACAUAGCAUCGGCUUCUGGGAAACAGAUGCGAAGCCCACGGAGAGAGUCUCGGAGCAAUAUCUGCUGCCUCAUGGAGACCCUCAAAUGGUCCAAAGGGCUCAUAUCAUACGACUUUUCAAUCUGGGACACUUUUAAUAUCAAGCUUGGGGAUCUGCGUCUCUUGCAGCAACGAGGCCAAAUUUCAUUGGCUAGGAGGGAUCGGAGAAGGGUAAUGCUCUAAAGGUCUCCCCCUCCUUAUCCUGGUGUGGAUAAAGGAUAGAUUCCCGCCACAGCACCCAUGGGACACCAAGGUGCUGCUGGAGGGAAAAUGACAACCUCAAAACAUCGGCCUGGAUUUUAAAAAAAAACACCAUGUGGUCCUGCAUCACACGGUUCCGUGCCUCCUCUCGGAGCUGAAGCACAAGGCAACGAGGCUGCUGUCUAGACUACCUUGCAAAUUAACGAGGGCUUGGAGUGGAGGGAGCACCUAGAAAUCAUACAGCCCCCCUCCUUUCACCAAGGGCUCAGACCAAUAUGGACCUCCCUUUGCCGUAGGUGCGUGGAGCUAUGGAAAGGCCCUUCUCCUCAGAAUCGCUGGCACGGUGUCCUUUUAGCGCCACCGCUUGGAAGAAAGUUAAUUUGAGGGUGGGGAGAUUGGCAUGGGAGAGAAGUCCUUCCUUAGGGCGUCAACGUGGGUGAUGUCUUCUCCCCGUUUCUGUCCGCUCCGUCGUCCCAAGCUAAAGGGUUGAGUGGAGGAACCCAACUUGGUCCUUCAUUCCUGUGGGCGACGCCCUCCGUUCUCCAAACCAUUUUAUAGGAUCGCCUUGUGUGUCGCUGUGCGUGUUCGCCCUCCCCGAGACUCUCCUCUGCACAAAGGGCUAUAUCACGAUAUUUCUGAAACAACACAGCAGUUUACAAACAAAAAAACACAACAUGGCUGUCUACCCCCUCUUUCUUGCCCUGCCCUUUCCAACUUGAGGGGAAAUGUGUGUGUGUGUGUGUUUGUGUGUUUAUGUAAAAGACAAGGGUGCGUUGUCUGAGUAGGCAUCCCCAGGAAUGGCACGUGCCUGCCGCAAACACUCUUGCCCAACAUAUUGACCCCCGAUUGUCCGUCAACUCCAGAAUUAUGGCAGCUUGCCAUGACUGCCUAGAAUGCUGUCUCCUUUGCUGGACUUCGACGAAGCCUGAGGGACGCCCCCUACCUGCCUUUUCUACUGCCCUUCCGGCCCGCUUUCGACUGGGGGGGCACUUCAACGGUCUUAGCCUUCCUUGGCGUGGCCCUAAGCGAUCCAAAUCCCCCACCCAUUUGUUGUGCCCCGAACCUGCUUGUUAAUCUGUCUCUCUCGACACUCCACGCCGGAGUCUUUGGGAGGGGAGAAAUGCAGCUCUCUGACGCCCUCCUCUCUUGUUGUCACCCUGCCGCCUUGUGCGUACACGCGUGUGGAGGUUGGGAUGGUAGCCGACGCUAGAAUUUUUUUUAGAACUAGGCACUGCACCGAUUCUAGAUAUUAGCCGCGACCUCUCCUUUUUGCCUUAGGACCUUUCGAUCUUUUGUGCAAUAAUGUAGAUAAGGAUUAAGAACACCUUAUAGACCUUGAUUUCUGUUGUUUUUGAAUAUAUAUAUAUUUUUCCCCAAUGUGGGUGUGCGGAGGAGGGAAAUAGAAGGGGAAGAAUGGGGGAAACAGAGGGUUUGGGGGAUAUUAGGUGGGCCUGAGUGGGGGUGGUUUCCCCAUUAAUUUUGUUCUUGUUUUCCCUUCUGUUGACUGUUCCGUCCUGGACCCCUUCUCCCCAAUGUAAGAGGGUUUUGUUUUUUUCCCCCCUGUGUUAAACAUAGGUUACCUCAGUUUCUGUCACUAUUAAGAAGAAGGGAAGCUUUUGAAAAAAAAAAUUAACAAAAAAACCCUCAUAAAAAUGGUAACAAAUAAUUUUUAAAAUGCAAAAAAAAAAAUUCUUGUGUGGAAGAUGGAUAACUAAUGGAAGAUAAGACGUUUCAGAAGCAUUUAAAAUGGCAAUUUCCUGUUGUAGCAUUGAGGCAGUGAAGCUUUUCCAAAGUGACGGUUGCGAUAAGGCUGCUUUGGUUCAGGAGGGGGGGAAAUGUUCUUUUCUAAAAGUUGAGGCGGCGGGCCUGUGGAAUACUGGGUCAUUGGUGUCCUUAGGUCAGGAACUAUAGCAUCAAGGAGGGACCUGGCCAAGAUGGGUUUCCGUCAGGAGCUGCUUUUGUUCCCUUGCUGUGACACCUGUUGUGCCUCCUACAUGCCCAGAGGGAAGGUGAAUGGCUUCACUCUUAGGGUGGAUCCGCUCCAUAUUUUAUUCUGAACUUUCCAAGCUGCCGAACGAUAAUCCCCAAAGAGGUGAAGCACCUGCAAAGUUCAGAAUAAAAAUGGAAGUGGAUCGAUCACCUGCCCUCCCACCCAAGUGAAAUCGGGCUGGCCUCAACCUCCAUGACAGGCUUGUCCUGCUGAAGGGCUGGACAGAAUCCACUUCUGUUCCUCACAGAAGCCAGCUUAGUCAAAACAGACUUCACCUUGAUUCAAUAAUACAGUGGUGCCUCGCUAGACGAUUGCCUCAUGGGAUGAUAAACCCGCAAGACGAUUG
This is a messenger RNA of Pogona vitticeps (central bearded dragon), 6008 nucleotides long. RefSeq names its product SH3 domain binding kinase 1 (gene SBK1). The record is from RefSeq and is a predicted model, not a curated record. Gene Ontology annotation, biological process: protein phosphorylation. Gene Ontology annotation, molecular function: protein serine/threonine kinase activity; ATP binding. NCBI's taxonomy places the organism in Eukaryota, Metazoa, Chordata, Lepidosauria, Squamata, Agamidae.